AUGGCAAUGCACCACCAAGGCUUCGAAGUCGAAGUAUUCGAAAAAGUCCACGAGUUCCUGCGUCUGGGCGACUCCUUGGGACUAGGGGAGAAUGCACUCAGGCUGUUAGAGCGCUGGGGUCUGCACGAUGAACUGGUCGCGCUGGGAAAUAAGUCAGAGUUCCUCCAGAUUCGACACUGGAAGACCGGCGAGAUCAUGGCCCAGCAGUCGGCUAUGGAUAUGGCUGGAUAUAUUGGACAUAGAGGGGACUAUCAUCGCGCAUUUUUGGAUAGAGUUUUGGCUUUGGGAGUUCCACUGCACAUGGGGCGUAAUGUUGUAUCCUACGACGAGAAGAAACCUUCGAUUACCCUUGCGAAUGGUGAACAGCACGAAGCCGAUGUGAUCAUCGCUGCUGAUGGCAUCAAAUCCCUCGCCCGCGAGCUCGUCCUCGGAUUCGAAGAUAAGCCCAAAUCGUCAGGAUAUGCCUGCUACCGAGCAUACUUCAAAGGAGCAUUCUUAAAAGCAGACCCCGUCUGUCGAGAGUUCGUUGAAAAAGAAUGUAUAAACAUCUGGAUCGGGCACGACGUGCAUCUAGUCCAGAAUACCCUCCGCGACGGAGAAGAAUUCAACUGGAUCCUGACGCACAAGGAUACUGAAGACAUCACAGAGUCCUGGUUCCAGCCGGGGAAUAUGGAUAAUGUGCGAGAGACAAUUCGGGAUUUGGACCCACGGAUUGCAGCGGCAGUUCAGAAGACGAAAGAGUGUCUGGAUUGGAAGAUCUGCUAUCGGGAUCCAAUUCCAUCAUGGGUUAGCAGGAGCCAUAAGAUUGCUCUUCUUGGGGACUCGUGUCACCCGCAUCUGCCAACCAGUGCACAGGGUGCAUCCCAGGCGACGGAGAGUGCGGCGGUCCUGGCGUUGUGUUUGAAGCUGGCUGGGAAGGGAAAUGUUCCUCUUGCGACGCGAGUAUAUGAGAAACUGCGGUUCGAUCGGGUGCGCAAGUGCCAACGAAACGGGGAGGAUAUACGCGACAGAUGGCAUGGGGCGUUGAAGAAACUGGAGGCAGGCGAGAGGCUGAACCCAGAAGAUGUGAUGAUGAGGAAUCGAUGGCUGUAUCCCUUUGAUGCAGAGACAGAUACGCUCGAAAGGUGGAACGAAGUCGCGAAUGUCGUCGAAAAGGAGUUGAAUGAUGGCAAUGUUACUCCCCUGUUUGAUACAACUGCUAAUGGAUCAGCCUGA
Molecule: messenger RNA, 1215 nt
Organism: Aspergillus puulaauensis
Lineage: Eukaryota; Fungi; Ascomycota; Eurotiomycetes; Eurotiales; Aspergillaceae
Exons: 5
Coding region: 1-1215 (404 amino acids)
Biological process (GO): secondary metabolite biosynthetic process
Molecular function (GO): monooxygenase activity; FAD binding
Source: RefSeq, a predicted model, not a curated record